This is a messenger RNA of Toxorhynchites rutilus septentrionalis, 4138 nucleotides long. RefSeq lists its product as uncharacterized. Gene Ontology annotation, cellular component: Cul4-RING E3 ubiquitin ligase complex. Bases 278 to 3475 code for a protein of 1065 amino acids. Gene Ontology annotation, biological process: protein ubiquitination. The transcript has 6 exons. The record is from RefSeq and is a predicted model, not a curated record. NCBI's taxonomy places the organism in Eukaryota, Metazoa, Arthropoda, Insecta, Diptera, Culicidae.
GCCCCCCGAAUUGACACUCGUAAAUCCACAGACCGUAGCUGAUUGCAUUUGUACACCACUAAUUCUGGAUGCGCAUCGCUCCCUGUCUGUUGUCGCGAGGAAGACGAAUUUUCAACUCGUUUCUUGUGACCAGUGAAAACGUAUCUUUUUUCUCAAUCAAAGUGGUGUAAAUUGUGGUCGUUAUUGGUAACAGCAGAAGUCGGCUAGUGAUAAUGGAAGUAUUGAGUGUUUAGUUCGCUGUGCGAAUAUUGUGUAGAGCUGUAUAGAAUCCAGCGACAUGAGCAGGAGGUCGUCUGCGGAUUGGGACUCGCUGGUUUCUGCAAACGCAGGUAACUGCAGUCGGGAGAGAUUCGGGAGAAGCCGCACAGGGAAGAAAUUUAACUUUUUUGGUCGCUCGAACGAUGCGAUCCGCUGUGACAAUGUUCUGCUGAAGGUUCUCAACCGGCAGCAUUCGGGAUUUUUCAGCAGCGGGCUGAACAAACGCUCUCAUCAGGCCGCCUUCCGGGAGGUGCCGGAACAUUUGAGCUUUUGUCUGAAGGAAAUUGUUCCCUAUUGCUAUUUGCAAGGGCACGUGUUCAUGGGUCUGUCUGCGUGUGGCCAGUUCCUGAUUAGUUACAAAGUCUCGUACGACUAUGACGAGGUCGUGGCGAAUGAGUACAAUUUCUCUUCUAACUACAAAUAUGAAUUGUACUUUUGGAUUUAUCGGCCUCACUUCUUACUGAGCAAGUAUUUCCACGUGUGUCUUUUCGAUGAUCAUGGUGUGGACGAUAUAAAGACGGUAUCGAUUACCCAGUGGAAUACCGAUCAGCAGUUGUUGAUUGUCCACGGGGCGAGUGAGAAAGAUGACUUCGAUUCGUACAUUACAGUGGUUCGUGUGCCGAGACUCGGUUGUUUGGAUUGCAAGCAGUUGAGAGAUGCUGAUGAGGAAGACGGUAACCGGCAGGAUAUACUGUGCAUCAAAUGCAACAUGACGAUCCAUACCAAGUAUCGCAAUUCGGAUUCGGGUCCCAAAUUCAACCCUCGCUACAACCUGAACUGUCCCGGUUACAUCGUUAUGAGCGAAAAUAGCUUCAUUCAUACUAUCAACAUCCAGCUGGACAUGAGUAGAUGUCCAAAGAAACGAUCUUCCGGCGUGAUUAGUAGCAAAUAUAUAUCCAAGCACCCGCGGCAUCAUGAAGAGGAUCCUGUCGAGACCAGUACUGCUCCACCGAAAUCUCAAGUUACACCAGUUGAGCCGGAUCUGUCGAAACCAUCCGCCAGCAGCGAACCUCCCGUAUCAACCCCUGAAACUUCCCUGAGCAUAGCGGAUCAAAUAAUUGCCGACUUUGCUGAAUAUGAGACUGAAGCCAUCGAAUCCAAGUGUUCCCAACCAUUUCCCUCGCUGUUACGCACCACCGCCAGUAGGCUGUCAUCGAACUCGUUUCAAUCGACGACAGCACAGUAUUCGAAAAAUUUCGACGAACUGGUCAUUACCUGCGAUCGUGGCGGUGAAGCUUUCUCCUCGCGAACUCCGAUAAUGACACGAGGAGCCACACUUCGGCUGGAAUCACUGUCACCCUCCUCCACAUCGAAUGUUCGGCUUUUGAACCAUCGAAACAAUACCAACAUCGAGCUAAGAAUCCAGUCAUCGGAAGGAGAUGCCGGUCCCAGCCGUGGCUACAGAGCCUAUGUAACACGGGUGGACUUUCAGUCCGGCCCUUCCGAAGAACCACCCGCGUCCGGUGCUUCCUUACGUUCCAAAGUUGCCAACAGCAUUGCUCAAUUUCCGCCCAGUUCCGUGAAACCAGAAUCGGGUGGGCUACCGUCAAGUUCCUCAUCAUCCUCGCCGCCAAGCUACGGCAGGACACCACUACGAAGACGUUCGUAUCUCUCUACCAGAGCGACUGAAUCUAAUGUUCCUAACCAACCGGGCAGCAGUGGCAAUGCCGCCAGUGACGUUGCUGCCAAAGCGUAUGAAUUUUCCGAAGACAACGAACGCUGUGAGAAAAUUAGCACCUUCCGAAAACGCCGCCUGGCGGACAAAAAAUACGAAUUCUCCGAGGAUAGCAGCCACGGUGACAGCAGCGUAAUCGUGCCCUUCAAUCGACUGCGUUCUCAAAUCCGCACCAGAUCGGCUAGUCAGAAUUUGAUCUGCAGUCCGUCCCAUCCGGGCUACGAAAUGACGACCCAUUUGCACCGCGCCUCACCCAGCCAUGGAUUUCGGUCCCCUUGUGGUUCGCCAGUUGGCAACCGCUAUCUCCGAUCGCCGCCUGGCAUUCGAUCUCCUAACUACUAUCGGCAUAAUUCGCCAGUCGCCGGUAACCCAUCAAUGGGAGCAGCGCGGCCCUCACAGCCAAUCCAGCCACAAUCUGCCGCACAGCUCAUCAAGAUGUCCAACUUCGAUCCGAAGGAUUACAUUUAUGCAAGUGGUUAUGGUGGGGCAAACGAUGAGAUUCCGAGGUUUUUCAUCGAUGCAAUCCAGAAGUUCAACGAGAAGAAGCUUCAGGUGGAGGCCGCUGGUGGAGGUAACAACGAGAACAUCAACUCGGAUAAUUUGCCUCCUCCGAAAGCGGCGGACACCGCAAAUGGCGGAAGCCAACCGAUGAAACUGGAGCUGCCGGUUUGCUCGAAGAAGAUUGUUAAAAUUUUUGUCGAAGAGGAUGAUGCCAAUUCGGUUGUCACCACGGAGGAAGACGACUGUAUUUCCCCGGGAUAUCACGCCUCACUGCCGAUGGAAGUACAUGGGUCGUGCUAUUCCAACAUGCAGAUAAUCUCGCAGGCGUCGUUCAACAAGCUCAACUGUCCAGCCGUCGUGGUGACGCAGAAUUCGUUCGAUAUGGAAAUGUUCUCUUUCCACGUGGCGAGUUAUAUCUGCUCGAAGAACGAGAAAAAGUAUGGCAUUUUGUUCGACUCGGCGUACGAAUUGACUCACGUUUGCCCCCUGACGGAGACAAUCACCUGCACGAUGGUGCUACAGUUCACCGCUAGCGACACCAACAAGCUCAAGCAGUGCCACAAUUGUUCCACCACAAUCGAUUGUCAUACCCAUCGGAAGAUUUACCAGUGCCGGUCACUGUUUACCUGGAAUAUGACGACCGGCGAGUGGACCGUGUUGGAUUAUGGCAAUCUUGCGGCUGGGCCGUAUCUGGAGCUGAAGAAGCUCGCCACCAACUACAACCGAUUGCUGGGCAAACUGCGGAAAUUCACCCGCAAGCUGUUCGCUGCCAGCGAAGAACUGGAGAGCGAACGAACGUACGAGUAUCUCAACCAUCUGCGGGUACUGGACUCGAAUAACGAGAAAACUAAGCAACGACUAGUCGAUCUGGUGCAUAUGAUCGAGUUUUACCGGAAACAGUUGAAUGAUCCGGGCGAUAGUGACGAGAGCGACGAUGACUCGGUCAGCUCGGCGGGAUCUUCCGGGGCUGAAGAGGACGCCAAUGCAAUGGUGGGAGAUGCGCCCGCUUCCGAUACGGUUAGUGAUGAGGAUGAUAUUUAACUCCUAUUCGAUUUAGCUAGAUAUAAAAUUUUGAACAAUUUCUUGUUUAGAGCGUUUGUAUUCUCGUGUUUCCACCUAUUCUCUCUCUAUCAAUCUUUGAAAGCGUAUGUGUGUAUAAUUUAAAUUGUAUGAUAAUAAUGGAACCAUGAGCGUUUAUAAGCGUCAAUCCAUUGACUGAUUGAUUAAUUAUGGAAACGAAUAGCUAAUAAACACUAGUUUCAUUAGCUUCCUCCAAUCGAUAGUGGAUUCGUGUUCAUUGAGUCUAUUUUUUCAUUAGAUUUUUCAAUGCCUAUUACCCAUCUGGGGUAAUCUUCAAUAGAAAACAGGAAAUAUGAAAACCAUGACUAUUUAGUGUCUGAAACAGUUGGGAAACUUAAGUAUUGAAAAGACACGAAAUAUUGUGAAAGAAACUUCAAUUUAGCAGGAAGAUCGAGAGGGCAAGACAGUGCAAAAAAGGAAGGGAAUUAUCAAAACAGUAAUUAUUUCCGCACCUGUCUGACUAGAUAUUAGGCAUUUUCAAAGUGUAAGAGUCGUGGAAUUAGUAAACAUACUUGGGAGUUUUGGGUGUCAUUAGAACACAACCAAUGCUCCCUCGUUCAAGUGGAUUUACUUCCAACUAUUUGAGAGUCAACGAGCAGGAAAUAUACUACUCAAAAGAUAUUA